AUGUUUGGUGACUUCUCACUCUCCGAAAAGAUCUUAGUCAUUACCGGUGGCGCAUCCGGUGGAAUUCCUCGAGUAGGGAUUGGCUUCGCUCUCGCAGAGUUAGCUCUUGAGUCCAAUGCGAAAGUGAUUAUCGCCGAUCUGAGACCGACGGCUGAUUCCACUCGGCUGGCGAAGGAUCAUGAUAGGGKUCGCUUCAUAAAAUGCGAUGUGAGCAGGUGGGAAGAACUGUUAGCGAUCAUUCAUUUGUCCGAAAAGGAGUUCGGGGACGUUCCAGACAUUUAUGUAGCAAAUGCUGGGGUUCCGGAGACGGAAAAGAAUAGCUUUUGGGAUGACAAUGAAGACGAACGAUACAGUGCAUUGGAUAUCAACUUUUAUCAUCCCAUCAAGCUCACUCGCCUCGCGAUUCGGGCCCUCCUUAGGAAAAAAAAGAAAGGCGUUGUCAUAAUAACCUCGUCAAUUGCUGGCCUGCAUGGACACUUUUCAACGGCAUUGUACAGUGCGGGUAAACAUGGUACCAUUGGAUUCAUCAAGAGCUUAGCAGCAGCGGAAGAGGAGGCAGAAGUGAAGGUAGUGGGAAUAUGUCCAGGACCUGUUCGUACGCCUUUGAUGACCACACAGGGGGGGAAAUUGAAUCGCAUUGACGAAGGCCCAACUCUAAUCGAGCCAAACGAAAUUGCCAAGAGAAUGAAGGAGCUCAUCGAGCAAGGGAAAUAUCAUGGUGGGGUGGCUUUGGGGGUGUACGGACCGGGACAUGCAGAGGUUGUAGCGGAUGGUUCGACUAGUGUUUUGGAAACUAUGUGCCCUCCCGAUUUGAUUGCUAACCGCCUGAACUUCCAAAUGUUAGCGCACCCGGCUGCUCGUGUAUUGGCCGCGGUUCUACGGCAGCCUAUAGCUCGACCCCUAACGGAUGCCGCAUCCGACUUUGGUUGCGGAACUAAAUCCAUUGAAAGCGUCGUUGUGGUUGGCAAGGGUAACAACUCACCAACUGAACUCUUUGUGCAUUCAAGAAUGAUGGAGGACCUAGGGAGACAUCAAGAAAAGGGAAACCAUACUGAGACAACUUCACGCUCUACAACGGGCUUUGAUGGUAUCUACUGGCUUGCUUCCUGUACUAAACUGGUCACUGGGAUUGCGUGUAUGCAGCUCGUCGAGCAGGGGAAUCUUAGGCUCGAUGACAGCGAUCAAGUGGAAAAAAUAUGUCCAGAGCUAGGCGAUGUCAAAGUCUUGCGGGAAGAUGGAUCGUUAGUCGACAAAAAGAAGCGGAUCACGCUCAGAAUGCUUUUGACUCAUACCGCCGGAUUUGGUUAUUCAUUCUUGAAUGCGAAGCUUCGGACCUACGCUGGUCGAAAAUUUCCUCACCGGCCUGUCUAUGACGAGUUUUCUGGAAGGCUUGAUGAUUUCCUUCAGCCACUCGUGAAUCAGCCUGGAGAACGAUUUGAAUACGGUAUCAACAUUGACUGGGCCGGCAUAAUAAUUGAACGAGUGACGCACUUGAAGCUGAAUGACUACAUGCAACGAUAUAUUUUAUCGCCGUUGAACAUCAAGGAUGUUUCAAUGUUUCCAUCAUCACAUAUGGAAGAACGGCUUAUCGGCCUGUGGCAGCGUGAUGCAAAUGGACAGCUGUCUCGCCGAGAUUAUCCUUUGAACCGGCCGUUGAGUCACAAAUCCACCACGGAUGCAUUCCAUAGUGGCGGGGCGGGCUUAUUUGGAAGCAUUCGGGAAUAUAGCAAGCUUCUCUCGGCACUGCUCAAUGACGGCACGUCAUCUGAGACUGGGAGGACAAUUCUUUUGCCAGCGACAGUCAGAGAAAUGUUUACAAACCAACUUCCCCAACAUCCAGACUUUGCGCGAAGACAUCUACCUGCCGUCAAGCAAGACUUGGUCUAUCCUGUUAAACAGCUUUAUCCCCUUUGUCCGGCCUCCUCCCCUCAAGGAUGGGGUAUUACAUUUAUGAUCUCACCGGGCUUGACUGGGCGCUCCGAUAUGACAGCUCACUGGUCAGGCCUGUCUAAUAUCUUCUGGUGGUGUGAUCGUGAAACCGGGGUUGCAGGCAUUGUUGCAUCGCAGGUCCUUCCUUUUGCCGAUCCAAAGAGUAUUCAGCUAUGGACGGACGUCGAAGCGAAAGUGUAUCAAGGAUUGCAUUAA
Molecule: messenger RNA, 2145 nt
Organism: Talaromyces amestolkiae
Lineage: Eukaryota; Fungi; Ascomycota; Eurotiomycetes; Eurotiales; Trichocomaceae
Exons: 10
Coding region: 1-2145 (714 amino acids)
Molecular function (GO): oxidoreductase activity
Source: RefSeq, a predicted model, not a curated record